Messenger RNA from Coccidioides immitis RS, 1049 nucleotides. RefSeq lists its product as uncharacterized. Lineage: Eukaryota; Fungi; Ascomycota; Eurotiomycetes; Onygenales; Onygenaceae. The coding region runs from base 20 to 370 and encodes 116 amino acids. The transcript has a single exon. The record is from RefSeq and is a predicted model, not a curated record.
AACAGUUACAGGUCAAUAAAUGUUUCGCAGCAACGCACAGUCAGCAUACCGCCAAGACGGUAGCGUCAAUGGGGGCAAACGACCUAAACAACGCAGUUCGUCUCCAGAAGCCCACCACGGAGAGGCCGUGCUGACAAGGAGAGAUGCCUCCUACUCAGCUUGCGUUUGGGCCAUGGGCAGUCUGGUUCUCCCUUCUCGAGGACGCAGAAACGGUUCUAACGGGGGUGGAGUGGCACCUCCCUCAAGCGAUGGUCUGGGAGAGCAAAGGGGUUGCUUUUGUGUGAAGCGUCGUGCAUUCGAAUCGCGCACCGUCUCCAUUCGUCUUGGCCGGUCACCUCAUUCCCCGUACUCAGUACGGACUACUCCGUAGUGCUUCUGCUUAUCAGCGACUACAUAUGCACUUUCGACGAAAACUGUCUGGUUAAGCGACGAUGUUUCUUGCGGGACGGGGGUUCUCCGCUGCCAAGUUUGCAUAUGUAUCUUCGAUCCAUCUGGCGGCCAGGAUCAGACGAGAUUCCCCUCGUCCCACCUGCUGGGUUCCCUUUCUGAGAACCCGCAGACAAGGACGACACGCUCCAUCAGCGGAUUAAGCGCAAAUAAGCUUCCUGUCCACUCAUGCACGGCAAACACUCUGGGAUCUUCGCAGAUUCGCGAUGUCUCCCAGACGGAUACGCCCUCCGUCACGUGUCAGUGGGCCAGGCAGGUCCUUAGUUUUCUUUGGGUUCUCAUGCUUGUCGUUAGCUAGUUUCAACCACGCUACAUAACUCGUUAACUACACAAGUGGGCGCUCGAAUGAUAACUACGCUUCCUGUGAUAACCUCAUACCCGAUCCAAGCUUCCGCGAUGCUAACCUGUCAAAACCGCUUCUUAUGGCAAACCCGCACGGGGCGUGCUAAGCCAUUUGCUGGUUCUUCCGCUGGUUUUUCCUCUUCCGCUUUGAACUACGGUUCAGGGGGUGGGUGAAGAGAUACCGAAACAAUGUUAUAUUAGUGCCAUAGCUAGCCCCCUAAGGGUUUACUCCGAUUCAUUUGACUUUCUAAGCGCAUCAA